Messenger RNA from Aegilops tauschii subsp. strangulata, 1660 nucleotides. RefSeq lists its product as uncharacterized. NCBI's taxonomy places the organism in Eukaryota, Viridiplantae, Streptophyta, Magnoliopsida, Poales, Poaceae. The record is from RefSeq and is a predicted model, not a curated record.
CUUCGCCGGGCUCCUUCUCCUCCUCUACGGCGCCUGCUGCAGUCAAGAACUCCUCCUCCACUGCUUCUUCUCCGCCGUUCGUCUUCGGCACCACCUCCUCGGGCUCUUUCGCCGCCUCGGGCUCUCAGUUUUCCCCCCUCUUCUCCUCCGGCGCCCCCGCUCUCUCUGCUGUCCCGGCACCUGUGCUGCGUCUCCUGAUCUUCGGCGACCACGUCACCAAUCAUAUCCAGUUCCUCCUCAACCCCACAGAUCACAAUUAUCACAAAUGGAAGACCUUCUUCCUCAUGGUUCUUCUUUUUGCUAUGGCGUGUCCUACCUCAUUGAUCACCCACCCCCUCCCAACGCCACCGCCCAAUAUCUCGAGUUGGACUCCCAUGUCGUCUUGUGGAUCUACGCCACCCUCUCCGAUAGGAUGUGUGACCAUGUCGUCGGCGCGACUACCACCUUCGCUCUCUGGCACAAGAUCACAGACUUCUUCCUUGCCAAUCGCGCCGCUCGCUACAUGAUUCUUAAUCGCCAGUAUUGCAACCUCAAGCAAGGUGAUCUUUCGGUCUCCAAAUACGCGCGCCGUAUGAAACUCCUCACCGAUGGCUUGGCUGACAUCGAUCACGCCCUCACUGAGGUGGAUCUCAUCACCCAGUUUCUCCACGGCCUCGACAAGCGGCUCGACACCGUCCGUGUUGUCCUCGGCGAUCAGGGCCUCCCCUUCGACACUGUCCUCUCCAGGGUCACCCUAGCGGAGGAGUCCCAAGAGCAGCGCGCGACCGAGAAGAACGCCUCAGCGUUCGCUCUAACCGGUGCCGGAUCUUCUGGUGGCAGCUGCAGCACGGGCGGCCGCGCCACCAACGAUCGUGGUGAUCACUCCUCCGAUCGCUCCAACGAUCGUGAUGGCGGUGACCGUGGUGGCCGCGGCGCUCCUCAUCCGCCACCCACGCCCACUGGUGACCGCCGUGGCCGUGGCUGUGGCAACAAUUACGGGCGCAACUUGCCCCUCCUGCAGCGCCUUCACCGGCUGCUUCGCCCCCUACGGUAUGGCGCUGCCGCACCCGCGCUCGGGCUGGGUCCCUCCCAAUGCCGCUGGUGUGCUCGGCCCGCGCCCCGGGUCUCAUGCGCAGGCCUACCCGGUGCUCCAGUCGCCUCCAGCUCCGUUCUAUCCUCCUCAGCCACCAUCUUGGUAGCACGCCGCCAUGCUCAACGCCGCCUACGGCAACGGCGGCUUCCCGCCCCAGCCUGCGCUCGAGUGGUACCUUGACAGCGGUGCAUCCUCCCACGUGACAGGCAAUCCAGGAUCUUCGCACUCGGAGGGUUCUCAUGAUCUCCGUUAGCCAUGGCGAUAUCUACCCCUUCUUCGGCAAUAAACGAGCUCCACCAUCCGUCCUCACCAUCUCCACGUCGGAUUUGUGGCAUUGCCGGCGCGGACAUCCCGGCGCGCGCUCCUUGUCCACCUUAACGAAGGAUUUUCUUAGCCCGUGUAAUAAUGAAGCUGACUCACCUUGUAGUGCUUGCCAAUUAGGCCGCCAGCCGCGCCUUCCCUUCUCCUCCUCUUUUAGCAAAACUUUUGCACCGUUUGAUUUAAUACAUUGUGACAUGUGGACAUCUCCAAUUGUAAGCUUUUCCGGCUACAAGUACUAUAUUAUUGUGCCGGAUGAUUUUACUCACU